CUCGAAACUCUCGAGAACUACAAAUCAACAUCACAAGAAAAUUCACCUGGGCCUUUCAAGAUGGCGUCCAUGGAUUUAGAUGCGCCGAUUUCUAUCGCGCCCUCCGCGCGUGCCCCCCAGACAGCCGCAACUAUUCUGUGCUGUAACUGUGGUGCACCCAUCGACGGAGCAGCGUCGGCGAACGCAUUAUGUUACGACUGUGUCAAACUUACUAUGGAUGUCUCCGGAGGCAUCCAAAGAGAGGCUACCCUCCAUUUCUGCAGAGAUUGCGAGAGAUGGUUACUUCCUCCCACCAGUUAUAUUGUGGCCGCACCUGAAUCGAGAGAAUUAUUGGCUCUGUGCCUGAAAAAGCUUCGAGGUCUUCAUAAAGUCCGAAUUAUAGAUGCAAGCUUUAUCUGGACGGAACCCCAUUCUCGCAGAAUCAAGGUCAAACUCACUAUUCAAGACUCCGUCUCCGAGGGCGUUGUUCUACAGCAGUCGUUCGAGAUCGAGUAUGUUGUGGCAUACCAACAGUGCCCCGACUGUGCGAAGUCAUACACAGCGAAUACUUGGAGAGCAUGUGUACAGGUUAGACAGAAGGUGCCGCACAAGCGUACUUUCCUCUACCUAGAGCAACUUAUCCUCAAGCAUGGAGCCCACAAAGAUUCCAUCAACAUUAAAGAAGUCAAGGAUGGUCUGGAUUUCUACUUUGCGGCACGAAACCAGGCAACUGCCUUCGUCGACUUCCUCACAUCCGUCGCCCCAGUCAAGAGCAAGAAGUCUCAAGAGCUGAUUUCCAUGGAUAUUCACACGUCAACAAAGUCAUACAAGUUCUCGUACUCCGUCGAAUUAGUUCCCAUCUGUAAAGAUGACUUGGUAGCACUGCCUAUCAAGCUGGCACAGCAAAUCGGAAACAUGAACCCGAUAGCACUAUGCUACCGUGUCGGAACCGCCAUCAACCUCCUCGACCCAAGCACUCUGCAGACACAUGAUGUCAGCACCCCUAUCUACUGGCGUGCACCAUUCUCGUGCCUUGCGGACGUAAAGGAACUUGUCGAGUUUGUUGUCCUGGAUAUCGAUUUGGUGGGCGUGGAGAAGGGUCGCUGGGCGCUUGCAGAGGCAACCAUUGCCAGAGCGUCGGAUCUCGGCCAGAAUGACAAGACGUUCUUCACAAGAACACAUCUUGGUAAUGUUCUCCAUCCCGGUGAUUCGGUUAUGGGAUAUGUCCUCAGCGAGUCAAAUUUCAACAACCCUCAAUACGAUGCGUUGGAGAACUCGUCUACAUACUCUUCAUACAUCCCAGAUGUCAUGUUAGUGAAGAAGUUCUACGCGAGAAAGAAGAAGCCAAAGAACCGUAACUGGCGCCUCAAGCGCAUGAACAAGGAGGAGGGUGAUCUGUUACCCAAGAAGGGUGACCAGGAGAAGAUGGAUAAGGACUACGAGAUGUUCUUGCGUGACGUUGAGGAGGAUACUGAGCUCAGACAAACUCUUGCUCUUUACAAGGCUCAACAGGCACAGAAGGAUGCAGAUGCUAUGAGCAUGGCAGAGACAAGUGAUGGAGAGGAGGACAACACCCCGCAAAUAGACAUGGAUGAGCUCCUCGACGAGUUCGACGAGCUGAAGGUUAACGAUGCCGGUGGGAGUUAGAUUCCAUGAUGUCAAGUCUUAGGUUCGGAAUCUGGACAUAUAUCUCCUGACACAUGAGAUGAUGCGUAGUAGCAGUUUGUGUCCCGACACAUCCUGUCUACUCCUCUUCCAUUGUCAAUGUGGAGUGAAACACGACACGACGCAUCCGCCUGCCAUUUCUUCGCUUUCAACCAAACCACGAACUCUUCACCAGCCAGGUGAUGGUUCUAAAAGCGUGUCAGGGCCGGAAGAGCGAUAGAAGGAACUGGAGUUUGGGCGUUUUGAGCAUUGCGAGGUUGGGAUUAACGUGACAUGACAAGGAAAAGUGUUGUUUUAGUUAGUCGCCAAUAACAGUGACUUCAAUAC
This is a messenger RNA of Pseudogymnoascus verrucosus, 1971 nucleotides long. It is a transcript of the gene NMD3, whose product is annotated as ribosome-binding protein. Gene Ontology annotation, molecular function: ribosomal large subunit binding. Gene Ontology annotation, cellular component: cytoplasm; nucleus. The record is from RefSeq and is a predicted model, not a curated record. Lineage: Eukaryota; Fungi; Ascomycota; Leotiomycetes; Thelebolales; Thelebolaceae. Gene Ontology annotation, biological process: ribosomal large subunit export from nucleus. The transcript is spliced from 2 exons. The coding region runs from base 61 to 1626 and encodes 521 amino acids.